Messenger RNA from Pleuronectes platessa (European plaice), 4077 nucleotides. RefSeq names its product E3 ubiquitin-protein ligase RNF31. The transcript is spliced from 24 exons. Bases 207 to 3542 code for a protein of 1111 amino acids. Gene Ontology annotation, cellular component: LUBAC complex. NCBI's taxonomy places the organism in Eukaryota, Metazoa, Chordata, Actinopteri, Pleuronectiformes, Pleuronectidae. The record is from RefSeq and is a predicted model, not a curated record. Gene Ontology annotation, biological process: protein linear polyubiquitination. Gene Ontology annotation, molecular function: K63-linked polyubiquitin modification-dependent protein binding; K48-linked polyubiquitin modification-dependent protein binding; ubiquitin protein ligase activity.
GUGGAGCCGGGACGCUAAACGUCGGUGUUGACUUCCGGGUUUGAAGCUAACGCUAGCCGCUGAUCUCCAGUCAGUUCCAGCUGAGUGAGGAUGAGACUUCAACACCUUUAAAACACUUUAUUUCAUCUCCUGUCCCUGACGGAGGAUCAGUCCCUCUCAGUCCGGACGGAACCAGCGCGAGGAGACGCUCGAACACGUCAGCGGCGAUGAGCAGCAGCUCUCUCUCCGUGCAGAUGGACGAGGUCCGGAGGAGAGCUCAGGCCGUCCUGUCCUCCACCGGCGUCGCCCAGGACGUGAAGACUCACGUCCAGACGAUGGCGAGCAUCGCUCUGCCGCUGUCGGAGAAGUACCGGCACCUCACAGCCGAGGACAUGCUGAGGGAGAACAGCGCCAGCCGCAGCAAGCAGGAGGUUCUGGAGUCUCUGAGCAGACUGGUGAAGGCCUUGGGUAUUCUGGAGAAGUACGGCUGUAACCUGACCUUCCCCAACCGGCCCAAGUACUGGAGGAGCGUGAAGCACAACAACCCGGUCUUCAGAACCACGGUGGACGCCAUCAAGGGAGGCCGCCGAGUCCUCUUUCUCUACGGUUACACCAAUCAGCAAAUCGAUGGCCUCAGUUUUCCGGAUGAAGUCGUCCAACCAGACUCUGAGAAAGUUGCCGCAGUGACGCUGGAGGUCAUGACCUUACGCACCGAGGUGGACAUGAUCGUUAAGGGCACCCAUCCUCACCUAGAGCACUUCAAAGAUAUCUUCCCAUUUCUCGAGCAGCAGGAAUCGGUGGUGAAUGACUUGGUGGUUAUUCCGCCUGUGGAGGAGCAGCCGGGAGACAAACCACAGGUCAUCUCUCCUUCACCCAUACCGGCCCCGGGCCCCGUGGGUCAGCCCCUGCAGCCCUCAGCUGGAUCUCCUGCAGCUUGUAAUGUGUGUGGUUGCCCCUCGUCUCUGGUUUGCCCCUCAUGUGAGAGUCCGGCCUUCUGUGACGCAUGUGAUGCUCUCUUUCAUCGCCACCCGUCCAGAGCCGCUCACAAGAGAGACAAAAUACAGAAAAUCAAACUGGAGACCUGUGGUAUCUGUGGUGUCUCCACUGUCCAGUCCCAGUGCUCCACCUGUAACCAGAGGUUGUGUCUGAACUGUGACAAACUGUUUCACUCGCACCCCGACCGCAAAGGACACAACCGGUCCGUCCUCGCAGCAGCCAAAACAGCCAGUCUGUCUCUGUCUCCUUGGGCCUGUGCACGCUGCACCACGGUGAACGAGAUGCGAGCUGUUCUCUGCUCGACCUGCGAGCGGCCUCGACUCUCCACGGCUGCUUCCUCCGCUCAGGACAGUCCGGUUCCCACCUCACCAAACACCGAGUGGCAGUGUAAGAGCUGCACUGUUAUGAAUCAAGGCAGCAGCAUCCUGUGUGAGGUGUGUGAGCGCCCCCGUCUGGCCACUCGCCCGCCUGUCGCCCCGGUCCCGUCCAGCUGUGGAUCUCAGUCUGAUACCAACACAAAGUGGACGUGUCAGUUCUGCACCUAUGUGAACACCAAGCCCACUGGGGUGUGUGAGAUGUGCAGCCUGCCGUGUAAAGACUCUCCCGGCGACUCGGUGCCUCAGUCUCUUCAGCAGCCGCCGUCCAUCACCAAGGAUCAAACUCAGCCCGCGGCCGUGAAGCCGACGGCGAGUCCCAGAGUGAACCUGGAGCUGAAGAGACAAAAGAUGAUGAGGGAGGACGGACUCAGCCUCAUCAACCAGAUCAGGGAAGCAGAAAAACAAGAUGUCAGCCCGGAGGAGGUGUACGCCGCCCUGUGCGUGUGCGGCGGCAGCAACGUCAACCCCUGUGAUUGGCUGACGUCAGAGCUGCCGCACCUGCUGGAUGAAAUCUGCGCUAUGGCGGCGUCCGUCCAGCUGAACCGAAAGACCGGGGAUUCUGGGACACAAGCCGUGGUGGACAGAGACAGAGAGGAGACGGCGGAGAGCGAACCCAGCGCCACAGUCGAGGACGUGAAGCUGUCCAGAGCCGAGGCCAAGCUGGCGUGGUUAGCGGCGGGAGGAGACACCGACAGAGCCGUGACUCAGCUGCUGAGGGACCGACAGGCCAAGAUGAGGGAGCUCCACUCUCUGGGCUUCAGGGAUGUGACCCAGUGUGAGGAGGCUCUGCGGCUGAGUGGAGGAGAGGUCAAAGGGGCUUUGUCUCUGCUCCAGCGCCCCCUGCUGGAGCCUUUCCACCAGCGUAUCUGGACCACCCAGCUCGAGCCGCCGAUCGAUCCCCAGAACCCGGACAAACAGAGGAUGUGCAGGCGUCUGCUGGCGUUGUACGACCUGCCCAGCUGGGGGCGCUGUGAGCUGGUGCUCGCCUUGCUUCAAGAGCCAGAGGUCACCUACUCCCUGGAGGACGUGGUCCAAGCUGUGAAGGAGUCACAUGACAAGGACUUCAUCAGGCGGCUCCUGAAGAACGAGUGUCCGUGCUGCCUGUGCAUCUUCCCUCGGUGCAAAAUGCAGUCCCUGACCUCCUGUCAGUGCUCGGUGUGUCACGAGUGUUUCGGUCAGCACUUCACCGUGGCGGUGAGAGAUAAACACAUCAGAGACAUGGUGUGUCCCGUCUGUGGAGAGCCCGACAUCAAUGUCCCCGAGCAGCUGGACAGCUACUUCUCCACACUGGACAUACAGCUGCGCGACUGCCUGGAGCCUGAAGUGUACGAUCUGUUUCAUAAGAAGUUGACGGAGCACGCUCUCAUGAAAGAUCCAAAGUUCCUCUGGUGCUGUCACUGCAUCUCUGGGUUCAUCAACGAUGGAGACCAGCUGAAGGUCACGUGUCCUUCAUGUCGCAAGAGCUUUUGUACCCAGUGCAAGAAACCUUGGGAGCCUCAGCACCAGAACCUGUCCUGUGAGCAGUUCCAGCAGUGGAAGAGGGAGAACGACCCCGAGUACCAGAGGCAGGGCCUGGCCGGCUACCUGAGAGACAACGGCAUCACCUGUCCUCACUGCAGGUUCCAGUACGACCUGACCAAAGGCGGCUGCAUGCACUUCUGCUGCUCCCAGUGCAGGUACCAGUUCUGCAGCGGCUGCAACAACCCGUACCACAAGACGGGAUGUAAGACGCCUCAGUGCAGUAUCCCCGGUCUACAUGCACAUCACCCCAGAGACUGUCUCUUCUAUCUGAGAGACUGGGAACCACCGAGGCUCCAGGCCCUGCUGCAGAAGAGCGGAGUGGAGUUCAACACGGAUCCUUCCACUGGGACUCAAACUGACACUUGUGGAGUGAUGGAGCAGAAAGAUGAAGGAGCUGAACACAGCGAUUCACCGUGUGGCCUCAAAACACAGCCAGGACAAGCUGGGCUCUGCGAGAGACACUACCGUGAGUACCUGGUGAGUCUGAUCAACGCUCACUCGGUGGACCCGGCUCUGCAGUACGACACCGUGGAGCUGGUUCGAGCCUGUGAGCGAUACCAGGUGGACGCCCAGCGAGGAGAGAACGAGGACGACAACACGUUCCACGCUCGGCUGCUGCAGAACCUGAGUGAGGUUCCUCUCGGAGAAAAGGUUCCGCGCAACAAAUGAAGAUUCUGCUCAGCGCCUCAGCGCCGGGCUCCGGGAAGAAAGAUCUGAAGAAUCCAAAACCUCGGCCGAGUCGGACUGUUGACGAACGAGAGGUCGAGUCAUCUGAAGAGAACUUUGAGUUGAAGUCACGAGUCCGAUUUCUGUCGUCUCUGUUUUCUAUAAAUCUAUAUAUAUUUUUUCCUCGUUGAUCAUAAAGAGAAAAUUAAUUUUUAAUAAGAAACAAUUCUUGGUUAACUUCUCCUGUUUCUCGCCGGGUCUUAAAAAUGUUGGAACUUUAUCUCAGGUCGUGUGAUGCUUGAUUUAAACUUUACAAAAACUUUAAAACGAAUGUAUCAGUGUUUUAUUUGAAUAUUAUAAGAAUCUGAUUUAUUUUAUGCACAUAAUGUACGUUAACAUUUAUAUAUAUCUGAACAGGGGAAAGGUAUUCUUAAGAAUUAUAUAAACAAAUAUUAUUAUUCACUGUCUGGAGGGUUUUAAUGUUCUCUAUUAACGAUGAAUCAAUCAAACUCAAAUAAACUAUAUGAUUAUUUUGAAA